Messenger RNA from Zophobas morio, 765 nucleotides. RefSeq lists its product as uncharacterized. NCBI's taxonomy places the organism in Eukaryota, Metazoa, Arthropoda, Insecta, Coleoptera, Tenebrionidae. The transcript has a single exon. The record is from RefSeq and is a predicted model, not a curated record. The coding region runs from base 1 to 765 and encodes 254 amino acids.
AUGUCAGAAAUUUUGGAUAUCUAUCAAUCCCCCUCAAUAGACCAAAGCGUAGAUAGAGAAGAGGAACGUACUUAUUAUCCUUACGUGCAAUCGUUUAAUAACAGUGAUGAGAUACAAAUUGACAUUCAUCAACCUGAUGCAUUUAUUUGCAUGAGUGAUUCGAAACUUCGAAUUAUUGGCGAACUAAAAGAAGAAGCAACUACUACAGUACCUGUUGCUAUAGAAAGUGAAAAAACAGAAACCCCUGUUGCGGGAGAACGUAAAUUAACAAAUAAUGCAGGUCUUUACCUGUUUGAAUCCAUAAUUUACUCUUUUAAUGGCAAAGAAGUUGAAAAAAUAAGAGAUCCUGGUACUACAACAACCAUUCAUAAUUAUUGUGCUUAUUUAGCAAAUCAGUCUAAGAAUCUUAUACAAGCCGGUUGGAAUCCAAAUGCAACAGGCCAUACAAUACUUACCCAAGACGAAAAAACCAAGAAAUUUGAAAUAUGGGUGCCAUUUAGUUAUAUUUUUGGUAUAUUCUUUUACUAUAGAAACGUUAUGUUUGGACAUCAUUCUAUACGACUUGUACGCAGUCGCAAUGAUGAUAACGCGUAUAUGGUCACUGGAAGUGCAAAGAAAGCAACCAUAAAAGUGCAUAGCGUGUCGAUACAAGCAAAGCACAUUUAUCCCAGCGACAAAGCGAAAAUAACGCUAUGGCCGAAAAUUCAACCCGAUAAACCUAUAACUAUAGGUUACAGAAAAAGUGAACUUCAUGUAUUAGCUUAG